Molecule: messenger RNA, 423 nt
Organism: Erinaceus europaeus (western European hedgehog)
Lineage: Eukaryota; Metazoa; Chordata; Mammalia; Eulipotyphla; Erinaceidae
Gene: SMIM33
Product: small integral membrane protein 33
Exons: 2
Coding region: 1-423 (140 amino acids)
Source: RefSeq, a predicted model, not a curated record
AUGAGACAAAGUGUGACAAAUGUCAACUGCAAGAUUGCUCAGCCCUUCUGGACUUCUCCAUCUGUGAACAGCUCAGGGUGGCAGGAGGCCCAGAGACAGCUGACAGAGGUGCUGGGAGGGGCCCAGGAACGACCCCCAGAAGGCGGAAUGCCACUGCUCACAGUCAUAGUUGCUGCCUUUGUCCUCGUGGCCAUUUGUAUUGUGGUGGCAGUCCACUUUGGGCCGAGACUACACCAGGGCCAUGCCACUCUGCCCACAGAACCCUCAGCUUCAAAGCCAGAGGAUGGCAUCUGUCUCAUCCACUGGAAAGUGCUGGGCACCUGGGACAGUCACCCAGAGGCCCAGCAGAGGCCACCUGUCCUUGGCUCUUGUUCUGUGCCAGAUGGCCCUAGACUUGGCCUUGAUGAAGUCACAUAUCUGUAG